GUCAGAGAAACUAGCGGGUCAAGGAAAGCGCCGGAGACACGACGGCGGCCGGGAAGACUGUGGAUCUGGUGUUGCUGCAGACUGUUGUUAAUUUGGUCGGGAUUAUUAUCAGUAGAGGAUCCCAGUGAGUGCAGAGAAGUCAACAGCAUCGAUGGAAGUUGACGUACAUGCUGUGUCCACCUGUGGGCAAAGUCGGCACCCUUCAGAGUUGAGGAUUGUGUUGAUAGGUGGAAGAGAACUAAACGGUGGCCCCAGUAACAAGAGUGAAGCUGGCAACAUCAUACUGGGUCAAAGUGUUUUUGACACCAGCAGAAGAACUGCCCAGAGUGUUGCCAGGCAGCAGGAGGUACAUGGCCGACACGUCACUGUGGUUGACACUCCAGGCUGGUGGUGGCACUACCCACGAGAAAACACCCCAAUGCUGGAUCAGAUAGAAAUCAGGAACAGCGUCCAUCUGUGUCCUCCGGGCCCUCACGCCUUUCUUCUAGUCAUUCCUGUUGAUUUAACAUUUCCUGACAUCUUCAGACCAUCACUAGAGGAGCACCUGAAACUUUUCCCUGAAAGACUGUCGGAUCACACCAUCGUGCUGUUUACUGUGGAUGCUCCGUUCAGUGAUAAAGAUUUAGAAUAUGAAAUCAGUCUGUGGCCAGCACUUCAGUGGAUCCUUAAACGAUGUGGAAAGCGAAAGCAUAUUCUGAACAUCAGCGACAGGCAGGAUAGCACUCAGGUCAUAGUGCUGUUCAAGAAAAUAGAGGCACUGAUUGCAGAAAAUGCUGGCAGUCACUGUUCUACUGAUAGUGCUGAAGGAAAUGCUCUAAAGGAGAAAAAGGAAGCAGUGAUUGAAAGAGGAUCAAAGAGGUUCGCUGAGGUUCAGACCAAAAGAAGGGAACUGAGAGCACUGAUUGAAGGUGGCAAAGCCCCCCCGACACAUUUAAGGAUGGUGAUGGUUGGAGCACAGUGGUCAGCCAAGAGCUCAGCAGGUAACACCAUCCUGAGAAGAAAUGCAUUUGCUGUUCGUCACAGAAGAACAACAGAGAAGUGUGAGAUCAGCCACAGCAUGGUGGCAGGCAGGCAGCUCACAGUAAUAGAUUCUCCCGGCUGGUUCUACAACAACACCCUUCAGGACCUCUGUGAGAUGGAUAAACUUGAAAUAGAGAACAGCGUGCACCUGUGCCCUCCUGGACCCCACGCGGUGCUCCUCAUGGUCGGCCUGGCAUCUGCGUUCAACGCAUCAUACCAGAGAGCAGUGCAGGAGCACAUGAGUCUGUUCACGGAUGAAAUCUGGAAGCACACGAUUGUUCUAUUCACUCGAGGUGACUGGCUAGGAGUGAAGACUGUGGAGGAGCGUAUAGAGAGUGAGGAAGGUCUGCAGUGGCUCAUGGAAAAGUGUGGGAACAUGUAUCAUGUCCUGGACAACACGAAAAAAUGUGAUGAGACACAGGUAACGGAGCUCCUCGAGAAAGUUGAAGAGAUGUGGGCAGGGAACAAGGAUCCUCAUUAUGAAGUCGACCUGGGCUGUGCAGAGCAGAUUGAGGCAAGGAAAGAGGCUAGAGACAAGAUAGCAAAAAGGAUUUGGCGGACGACCCAAAGACAAACAAGAAUACUGAAAGAGUUGUUCAGAGGGGAGAAGCAGGCAAUCACUGACAAGAGGAUUGUACUUCUUGGCAGAAAAGAGUCGGGGAAGAGUAUGGCAGGAAACAGGAUCCUUUUUGAAGAGCUGUUUGGUACUGCUUGGAUGAAGAAGGAAUUCAAAGAUCAGCGUAGACCCACGACGUGUGUAAAACAUGAAACAACCGUUGCAGGAGUCAACAUCUCAGUCGUUGAGGCACCAGGCUGGUUUACAGACGUGAGCACACCCGACUGGCUCAAGAGUGAAGUUAGGCGCAGCGUCUCCAUGUGUGCUCCAGGCCCUCAUGCUUUUUUCUUGGUGGUUCCCAUCUCCAAGGCCUUCACAGAGAUUGACUACAAAGCAGCGGUUGAGCUCUUGAUGCCAUUCGGUGAGAGAGUCUGGAGACACUGCAUGGUGCUGUUCACCUGGGGAGACUGGCUCAACAACAGGUCCAUUGAGGAGCACAUUGCUGCAGAGGGCAGAGCCCUGAAGCGGCUUGUGGAGAAGUGUGGAUACAGAUACCACGUUCUCAACUGCAAUCGUUUCGGCGAUGGUUUUCCAGUCAUUGCACUCUUUGAGAAAGUUUUUGACAUGAUAAUACGAAACAAGGACAACUAUGUCAUUGCUGAAGACUACCCGGGGAAAAAGCAGAAACUAAUGCUGUCCUGGCAGGAGGAGUGGAACAAGAGGGAGCAGGAGCUGAUAGACCGGAUGUUGAGAGCUGUAGCACAAGAACACGAUGAAGAAACAGAACCAUCUGUGAUGAUGGCAGCCAGCAUCGAUGGAGCCUUCACUCCAAGCAUGAGCGGAGGCCUUCCCUCAGAAGUUGGGAGCACAUUUUGGAGCGACAGAGCACGUGCCAGGGUGUCUGAAUGGCUGAGCUUUAGAGCAGGGCACUCUGACAUCACCUCUGGGGUUGGCAGCAUGAGUGCCUCGGCCAGUUAUGUGGAGAAGUUGGAUGAAAGCAUUCUGACAGACGAUGAUCAACAACCGAUGUUUUUCCCAGAAAAAGACAAAAUGAAGUUGGACACUGCUCUCUGUGGCAUGGCCUCCACACAAGCUGUAGGAGCACGGCGCAGGCACUCCCUUUAAUCAGUGAACUGAGAAAAUAUUGUCUGAUUAAUCAAUUAUAAAAAUAAUUUGUAGUUGCAGUUGUGAUUAAAUAAGAAAACAUAGGCUGUUACUAAUUCUAUGUAGACCGACCACAUAUUACUGAAAACAAAUCUUCAGUCAAGUUUUAUUGCUUUCAUUGAAGGCUAAAUACCAGUGAUGAAAUGUAACUAAUUACAUUUACUCAAAUACUGUACAAUUAUGAGGUGGCCUACAAGUAUAUCCAUUUUAUAGGUUACAUUUAUACAUAUGCAUUUUGGAAGCCAAUAUUUUGCUCUUCACUCCACUAGGUUUAUUUGACAAUUGGAGUCACUAGUUACUUAAUUAAUACUAAAUAUAAAUCAUUUCAUAAAUGAUGAUAUUAUUAUAGAUUAAGCAACCCAGUAGUUUGUAGAAUAACUGAAAUGAUCUCUCCCUUUACCAGCUGCAACAUUAGUGAUACUUCUCACACAUGUAUAAUUCUAAAAUGGGCCAUUUUGCAUAAUGAGUACUCUUUGCAGAUAUUUUGAUGCGAAUACUUGUGUAGGCUGCUUUUACAUAGGUGUGAUUUUGAAUACAGGACUUAGAAGUGUUUUUACUCUGUGGUGUUGUUAAUUUUACUUAAGUAAAAGCUUCAAAUAGGCCUACGUCUUCCACCACAGAUGUAAUGACAAGGUUUUUUAUGUGUAUGAUUACUAGUAUAAUUAAGACAAUCUUUGGAAAAAAAAAACACCUCAGAAAAUCAUAAACUUAUUCCAAGAUCAGUAAUGCCUAUGUAUUUGUUGCCCAACAAAAUCAAAGUAAUGUUAUUUGUUUAUUCAGUGUGUAGGUUACAUGUGACAACGUUUUGAGCCUUUUUUUUCAGUUGGAUCUUCAAACAUAUCUUGGUGAGGACAUUUUUCCGUCAAAUAUGAUUUAUCAAAAUUCAAUAAUGCUAUUUUUCUUGCAAUGAACAAUCGGUAUGUCAAGAAUUUGCUUAUUAUUUUAGCCAAAUUUUACAUUCAUAAAAUAAAAUUCUUGAAAAAGUUAUCAUCUAUUUUAUAUUACAUCAUUAAAUACCGUUGAAAUACUGUUAAUAUACUGUUGAAAUACCGCUGAACUCUUAUACCAUAAAACUUCAAUUAAAGGCCUGUCUCACUUAGACGCCUGGUCUGGUUGCCAUGCAGUUCAUUUUUUUUUUCAAUAGAAGCUUGUCAGAUGUACAAAACCAGGUUGUUAGCUACCUUAAAUUAUGCAUCCAUUCCUCCAUUACCCUGUAAGUUAUCUGUAUUCCUUUAGUCCAUAAGGGUCCAAAGACCAAAAUAAUCAAAACUGACUUUCGUAAAAAUGAAUCCAAGUUGUGAGUAUUGUUUUGAGAGGAUAAACUGGUGUUGUGUCAGUAUGCCUGGUACCAUAAUCACCAAGUGCCGUUACUCUCUGAUGUGAUGUCUGUUGGAGCUAGAAUGAUCAUAACAGAUUUAUUAUCUGAAGCCUAAUUUUUAAACAACUAAUAUUCAUACUGGUUAAAACACACACUUUGAUUAUAUUUACAGAGCAACGGUUUUGUGUAAAAGGAAUUAAAGACCUGUCCCAAAUAUAGGCCCGUUGGUUUCAGUGAUUUAAGCAAAUAAUCGCCUGGGCUAUUAAUUGAAAUUUUACGGUACUUGCUGAGUAAAUCUUGUGUGAGUUAUACAUAGGGAAGACCGGGGAUGAUUGUCACAGUGCUUAUUACCGCCACACUAGAAGGCACUGUGACAUUAUGUUGAUGUCAAACAGUUGGUCUGACAUCCUGCUCAUUUUGCACUGGUCAUUUAACUAAACAGUAACUAACGGUAACUAAACAGUUACAUACUUCAACCUAUGGUUGACAUUUUAACAAAGGUUCCUGGUCAUAUUGUGAUUAAUGUAUUCCAAUCUCACUGUGUCAUUUAAUGUUAUAUUCAUAAUAAAUUGUUAUGAAACAGUGGC
Epinephelus moara (kelp grouper) is the source of this 4645-nucleotide messenger RNA. RefSeq names its product GTPase IMAP family member 8-like. Bases 152 to 2701 code for a protein of 849 amino acids. The record is from RefSeq and is a predicted model, not a curated record. Gene Ontology annotation, molecular function: GTP binding. The transcript has 7 exons. NCBI's taxonomy places the organism in Eukaryota, Metazoa, Chordata, Actinopteri, Perciformes, Serranidae.